This is a messenger RNA of Zeugodacus cucurbitae (melon fly), 906 nucleotides long. Its product is annotated as ninjurin-A. Gene Ontology annotation, biological process: cell adhesion; tissue regeneration. The record is from RefSeq and is a predicted model, not a curated record. Lineage: Eukaryota; Metazoa; Arthropoda; Insecta; Diptera; Tephritidae. The coding region runs from base 299 to 838 and encodes 179 amino acids. The transcript is spliced from 4 exons. Gene Ontology annotation, cellular component: membrane.
GCAUUUAUAAAAAUCAGUUCAUCGGGAGCCGCAAAAGCGAGUGCACACUUGACUCGUGGUACUGUUGUGAAAAAGCAUCCAAAAAAACACAUAAAAUAAAACAAACAAAUUAUAAUAAGAAAGUACAUAUAAUAUACUCAUUUGCUUAUAACACAAAUUUAGCAAAGCAAUAAAAAAUAUACUCUGCAAAAAAAUAUAAAAAGUUAAUCGGCUCCGUUUUAAUACAUAGCAUAUACAUAAUUUCGCAACUUUUAUCAGCGCUCGAUUGAAUUCAGAUUCUAGAAGUAUAAGCCUAAUCAUGUCCACGCUACAGCAGCCAAAUGGAUUACUUGACACUAAAACCGGCUUCAAGGGAGAGGAGUUUAUUGAUAUGGGAGAAGAUCACUCGGAGAAACACUCGCUUAACAAUGAUUUCAUGGAUUCGGAACGCAGUGAAGUAGAUGGCGCCGUACGACACCCAGAGGAAUUGGAUGCUCUGGAAGAGUACGCUGCUGUCGAUGUAAAUGCUUACGCUCAUAAGAAAACAUUGGCGCAGGGUAUGAUGGAUUUGGCAUUACUCACGGCAAAUGCCAAUCAGUUGCGCUAUGUGGUGGAGACCUAUAAGAAUCAUCCAUAUUUCUAUCCCAGUUUGGUAUUAUUGAUACUUAGUAUUGGCUUCCAAAUAGCCGUUGGCGUUGGUUUGAUACUCAACAGCCGUUACAAUAUUGAAGACAAAAAGGAAGUGUGUCAUGCUGAAAAAGUCAGCAAUUAUACAAUCUGUGGCAUUUUUAUAAUAACUGUGAUCAAUGUCUUCAUCUCUGCCUUUGGUGUGGCGGACGCCCCCGAUGGCAAGCAGUAGUGGAGACCGUGCCCGUUCAUCUGGGUUGCGAUAAAGAAACCAACAAAAAGCAACGUGAUAUCCAAUAC